Messenger RNA from Talaromyces amestolkiae, 3726 nucleotides. RefSeq lists its product as uncharacterized. The record is from RefSeq and is a predicted model, not a curated record. Bases 1 to 3726 code for a protein of 1241 amino acids. The transcript has 4 exons. Lineage: Eukaryota; Fungi; Ascomycota; Eurotiomycetes; Eurotiales; Trichocomaceae.
AUGGUUCGCUCGCGUGUGCUAUCGUUCAUAACGGCCUUCGGCUCGAAGGGCGACUCGAACACAAAACCCCGAGAGGCAGAGUCCUUCUCAAACUCGGAUUCAAGCAGUCGAUCGAAACUCAACAAAUCACAUACCACCCCUCCCACUGAAUCCCCUCCGAAUGGCUUCAACACCGCGAAAACAUGGACGGCUCCGGAUCGUUCAAGUCUUGCGCGCCCAGCGUCGAUGGUGUUUACGUAUCAACCUCCGCGGACAGAAAUUGCACAAGACACAUUACCGGAGUUGCUACCCAUAUUCACUUUUAUGAACAGCCACUCAAACAAGAUGUACCAGGAAGGGUACUUUCUCAAGCUGAACGAUUUGGACACUCAGGGCCGUCCCUGUGCAGAUCGAAGAUGGGUUGAAUGUUUUGCAGUGCUUACGGGAACCGUGCUGUCGAUCUGGGAUGCUGCUGCGCUGGACGCAGCAGGAAAUCAGGAUAUUACACCUACUUUCAUUAAUCUAACGGAUGCCUCAAUCAAAAUGCUUGAGACGCUUCCAACAUACGACAAAAAUGCCAAACCAUUGCAGAAUAUCUUGAGUGUUUCAACAGCCGGCAGAAAUCGCUACCUGUUUCACUUCAACUCAUUUAAUUCGCUUACUCAAUGGACUGCCGGUAUUCGACUUGCUCUUUUCGAGCAAACAUCCCUACUCGAGGCCUAUACAGGCUCCAUCAUCGCCGGCAAAGGCAGACAGUUGAACAACAUUCGAAUGAUCAUGGAGCGCUCCCGCUACAAGUACGAAGACUGGGCACGUGUCAGAUUUGGUGCUGGCACACCAUGGCGCCGUUGCUGGUUUGUGAUAACACCACCAAGUGAAAAAGACAUUCAGAGGUUGAAUAAGUCUGGAAAAAAGCGGUCUGCAUACGAUCGUACCACGCCAAUCGUCACCGGAACCAUCACGUUUUACGACACGAAGAAGACAAAGAAGGCACAACCAAUUGCAACCAUCACUGAUGCAUAUGCAGCCUUUGCCAUAUAUCCUCAGUCAACGGCGCUAAUUGACCAGUCGACGUUGGUCAAAAUAGAGGGCAACAUCACUUUCCAUUCGCCAGCGCAGUCCAGUUCAGAAGGAUUCAUUUUCAUCAUGCCAGAGCUUCACCCAGCCGUAUCCGGUCUCGAAAUCAUGUUACGGUUUCUUUUCCCUGUGUUCGACACAUUUGGUCUAUAUGGACGACCGACUCGACUUAUUGCAGAUACGAAUAAUGUGAAGAGUUUGAUGUUCGCUUUCCCUAAACAACAACCAUAUGGCUACCUGGAUGUGCUUGAUGUGGUAAAUUUGAUUAACAAAUCCGGGAGUCAAGGUUGGUCCGAAAAGGAGUGGAGGAGGCAACUUAGGGAAGCAACCGGGCAGCGCAUAUCAACUGCCAACAGUCCCGCGAGUAGCAUCAGCGGUGGUCGGCCGCGUCAACGAGGAAGCAUCCUUGGUCGCCAUGGAAAGACUCGAUUCAGAGAACCGACUUCUCCUCUGUCUCCCGGCUUCAAUCAAUCUGCGGAGGCUAUUAUCGAAACGCCCACAUCUACUACUGUAUCCCCAGCGGAGUCCGGGCCAUCGUAUGGACAUUAUCGAGCAGUAUCGGACACAAGCGCUUUCCUUCCCAUGGGUUCUACUGGCAGAUCGUCAUUCACUCCUUCGCGUCUGUCUAUUCAAGAUACACCACCUGAGCCUCCCAUGCACAUCGUUGAUCCGGCUGCUGCGAAUCGCCCACCAACUCGCCAGUCCGAUGGAAGUGGCUCUGAUGGUGAUGCACAGCUACAUGCUAUCCCUCCAGCGGAGAACCUUGCUCAAGAAUUUCGACCCAAUGUUUCUCCAGAACCCGUGGCUGUUCCACCAGCCUUUUCACAUCAACCCGGUGCAGUUCCCUUUAGCCGGCCCCAAGCUUCGAGCGAAUUGCGACGGGCCAAUAGUCGCAUGUCUAGUUCAACUCUAGCCCAACUGGCCGAAGUGGGUAAACUACGUGGUGUGACAACAAAUACUGUCUCGAACAUCCAGGAGAGUCCCUAUUCAGAUGAGCGUUACGAUAGUGAUUCGCCAGUUCAUAUGGGUGAACGUUCUUCAUAUGGUGCAAACGUGUAUACUAUUCAAGAACAAGCGCCGGCUGUGCCAAUUCAUGCAACGACAAGUAAUAGCCACGUUCAGCAAUUGCCGCAGCGGGCUGCCCAGGAAACGCCAAACCUACACAUUGACACCUUGCAGUCUGUUAAGCGCAAACCGCUUCCUUCUCAGCCUGUCAUUUCUUCUGACAUAGACUCCGCUCAGGAACCAGCAUCUGCGUUAACCGACCCCAGCUUCAGAGAUUUACAACAUACAGUUGACGAGGCCGCUUUGAGUAGGGUAUUGCCGAUGCAGCCAUCAUUUGCACGUGAGAGGACUAUGGCUCAACUACCUCAACUCUCUCGGGUUGAUACUGGAAGUGUGUAUGAUGAUGAUAGCUCAACGACUCCUGACUACGCAAGUCGCAAGUCGACAGAUACGAAGCGCUCAGAAGUCUCAAUUCCUCGUCCCCGAAUGGGCGUCUUGAAAACGGUGGGAGGUUCCAGCACGGACAAGCAGGAAGUCACUAUUGGAGAUGCACACUACUUCGCCAAUCAGGAGGCACCCAAGGAAAACCCUGAUAUCCCGUCGAUCGACUUCGGACCAACCAUGGCGCACAACCUGCACACACGACGUCCUAGUAUGUCUGACGUGCUGAACAACUUCGGAUCUGGUUCCCCGUCACCAACUCGUCGUGAUGGCCAAGAGCAUGGUCAUGCCCGUAAACCAUCACGAUCUCCUGCUGGUGAAGAGAAGCGCAGGAGCGUUGUUUGGCAGCCUGGUCUAGCUAAUUAUCGCCCAGAAUCCCCUGCGAAUCGCACUGUCACGCCUGAGCAAUUUGUCCAUCAUCGGUCCACCUCUAAUUCUCAUCCUCUAGAUUUCUCUGUUGGUAGCCCAGCUGCUAGACCAAGAUCAGGAGACUGGACACUUGGCGCAUCCCAACCGGUUUACGGCCGAGAGUUGCCCCCUCGACCACACUCCCGAGGCUCGACUAUGCUUUUGAAUCAGAACGAGAUGCCCAUACGACCACACUCGCGGAAUUCGACAAUGAUUCUGAAUCAGAAUGAAAUGCCUGUCCGGCCUCAUUCUCGAAACUCGACGAUGCUGUUGAACCAAAAUGAGAUGCCGCCUCGUCCGAAUUCUCGUGGAUCGAAUGCAAUCCUGAACCAAAGCGAUAUUUCGUCGCAUUUGUCAGCUAGAGAACAAGAACACGUCGCUCGCAUGACCGGGUCAUCAUUCUUCAACCUGUCAAAUAGUAACGCGAAGCCCGCCGUUAGCCCCGGUGGUCUCAUUGGAGCCAUUGACGCUCGCGAACGCGAAAGAAGAUACAUGAAGGAGGGCCUCAGUAAUCAAAUGGUUCAGCAGGCAAUUGCACAGCGUCAACAACAACAGAUGUACGAAACACAAAUGCAGUACCCGCAAGCACAACAGAUGCAGCAUCCACAAGUUGGCAGUAUCUACAACAUGCCCGGUGCAAGCUACACGUGGGAUGCUCUGAAUCAGAGUACAUACAAUCAGCCGCAGAUGACUCCCCGUCCGGCUACUAGUUCGGAUUGGCAUGCCUGGAAUGGCCAUGUAGGAUCUCAAACACCACCACCUGCACCGCAACAUUCGAAUCAUUACUUUCAUCAGCAGCAGUAUCAGAACUACUGA